AUGCGAUGCAGGAGAGAUGGCAUUACGAGGUCUCACAAGUUGAUACUGUCUGAAUUCACCACCGAUUACACCGAGCAGGAGCGACCCAUCCUCAUUCCGGCGUUUGAGCCCGGCACCAGAGAGCUGCUUGGCUUUAUUCGCUUCGCUUACGAUCGAGAAGGCCUCAGUAUCGGAGGAGGGCUGAAGAUGGCAAACUUCAAUGCUAGUCUGCAGGAACAUACCCUUCGCACUGGUGGUACAACAAAAGCCAGGGAUGCUGGACAAACGGGACAUUUCGGUGAGGGCAUGAAGCUGUCUGCUCUCGUCUUUCGCCACUCUGGCAGCGAGAAGCUCUCGGGUACCCCGGAUGCGAAGUUGAACAAGAUGAUGAAUGAUACUCGUGGCCGACGCAGGACUGCAGAGGCCUGUCUAUGGGAGGAUGUCUGUGUCGUCAUUGGCGCUCCUGAGAAGACACGCAACGUUUUAGGGCUUGUUUUUUUCAAGAGGUGGUCCAGUACACGGUUCUACCAGUAUGGUUAUAAUUCCUUCACUGGAAGCGCAACACGAGACCGCACUUCGCUCUCUGGAGCAAACGAAGAGAGCAGGCGAGACGCUGACAUCCGGGCUGCUGCAAUACGAGAAGACACCUCAGACAAUUCAGACAUACUGACCGAGUAUACUCAACUCAUACUCAAGUCUCUGAGCCAAGUCGGAGAUGCUCUGCUCAGCAGAGAACGCAAUACCUUGAAGGAGGACAUCGCCGAGAAGGCGUGGGCGCAUCUGUUACUUAUCAACCAAACCCAGAACCGAAAUGCUUUCUACUACGGCGCGAAGGGCAAAGACGAUGAACAAAUCAUUAAGCAGAGCCUCAAUAUGAACCCAGUGUCAAUCUUGCAGGAGCUAUGGGGCAUGCUCUGCAACUUCGGUCUUUUCAACAACCGCAACGACGAGGACGAGGUCGAGAACAUGGCUGAUGCCGGCCCAGUACUCGGUGGCUCGAGCCGUAGCGUUUCGCCACCUGCCACAAAUCAACGCGACAACGACUUAGACUACAUGCCAAUGCCUACUUCUGCGUCGAUGGCGAAUAUUGAGAGCGGAAAUACCACUGUUCGACAGGACUCGAGUAUGGGAUCGAGCCGCACUCUAGAGACUAGCGCGCAGCCGCCACCCAAAGUCGUGCCUUGCACUGAUUUACACACUUUGGGAGAUUGGAUUGAUCAGAAAUUCUUAACGGAGAGUAGAGUGUUUCCUAGGAACUACGAUUUCGAUCGUGUGCACGACAUAAAAGACGACGAUGUAUACGUCGUCAAAUAUCAGCGUCAGGCUACUCAAGGGCAGAGCAAACGACCAUAA
Molecule: messenger RNA, 1332 nt
Organism: Macroventuria anomochaeta
Lineage: Eukaryota; Fungi; Ascomycota; Dothideomycetes; Pleosporales; Didymellaceae
Exons: 6
Coding region: 1-1332 (443 amino acids)
Source: RefSeq, a predicted model, not a curated record